GCAAAAGGCGGAGGAGAGCCACGGGGGAAAGUUACGAUGUGCUGAUAAGCCAGCGGUGGGGACAUUGCGACUCCAGAGACGGAGCGGAGCAAAGCUCUUCUUUCUACAAAAGGGGCUGCAGGGAACCUUUAAGACUUUAAGGAGAAUGGAGAUCCAUAUUCGCUUGAGCCUCGCAGGCUGCAUUUUUAAGAUCCUCUUCGUCCAGCUCUCCCUCUUCCGACCCAGUACAGCUCCUCCGCCACCCACCCUCAGACAACCAGAAUCCAGCAGAGAUCUGGUCCCGGCCCCCAUCAUCCGCUUCCCCGGGGAUAUUUCUCCCAAAUCAGAUAAAGAACUGGCACUGCAAUACCUGAACAAAUAUUACGGAUGCCCGAAAGACAACUGCAAUUUGUUUGUGCUGAAAGACACUUUGAAGAAAAUGCAGAAGUUCUUUGGGCUGCCCGAAACCGGGGAACUGGAUCAGAACACAGUAGAAACCAUGAAGAAGCCUCGAUGUGGAAAUCCAGACGUGGCCAAUUAUAAUUUCUUCCCAAGGAAACCAAAAUGGGAAAAGAAUCUGGUAACGUACAG
Molecule: messenger RNA, 570 nt
Organism: Gekko japonicus
Lineage: Eukaryota; Metazoa; Chordata; Lepidosauria; Squamata; Gekkonidae
Product: 72 kDa type IV collagenase-like
Exons: 2
Biological process (GO): collagen catabolic process; tissue remodeling; response to hypoxia
Cellular component (GO): extracellular matrix
Molecular function (GO): metalloendopeptidase activity; zinc ion binding
Source: RefSeq, a predicted model, not a curated record